AUGGAUAACGCUAAAGCCGCCCCCGUCAAGCUCGCCAAGGUCGUCAAGGUUCUCGGCCGAACCGGAUCUCGAGGAGGAGUGACUCAGGUCCGAGUCGAGUUCAUCGACGACGAGUCCCGAUCUAUUGUCCGAAACGUCAAGGGCCCCGUCCGAGAGAACGACAUUCUCUGUCUCAUGGAGUCCGAGCGUGAGGCUCGACGACUCCGAUAA
This is a messenger RNA of Yarrowia lipolytica CLIB122, 210 nucleotides long. Its product is annotated as 40S ribosomal protein eS28. The record is from RefSeq and is a predicted model, not a curated record. NCBI's taxonomy places the organism in Eukaryota, Fungi, Ascomycota, Dipodascomycetes, Dipodascales. Gene Ontology annotation, biological process: maturation of SSU-rRNA; translation; ribosomal small subunit assembly. Gene Ontology annotation, molecular function: structural constituent of ribosome. Gene Ontology annotation, cellular component: ribosome; cytosolic small ribosomal subunit.